CAUUUUUACUGAGUAGUUUAGGUUUCGUCCCGAAACUGAAAUUUGCUGAGUUCAAAAACAGUUUAAAGUUAAAAUUCGUCGAAAUGAGAUCUAAAAUAUAUCCAGUUGAACCUUUUUAUCUCUAUGAACCGAAAAAAGAAUUAUCAAUAAGAAUUGACCAAAAUCUACUAUUUUUACAUGAACAAAGAAAAGUCUUUCAAAAACUAAAUGGACAAUCGGCCUUACGGAAAUACAAUAAGAAACAAGCGACACAAUCUAGGAGGGUUUUAGUGAAAAAGAAUUCAAUGUUUAAAAUUGAAAACGUUUCUUCAGAAAAUUUGAUGCCAUUUAUUGAUACUGCUAUGAAGGUUCAACAAGGAGCAUACGAAGCCGCCGUUUCCACUAAUCGAGGCUAUGAAUUUCAAUUGCUUUUGAUAUUUCUCGAAGCAUUUCUAUCAAUUGUUUUUAACUUUUACUAUAUGAUUUCGGUUAUCAUUCAACCAGCAUCUUUUAAACUCCCUAUGCAUGAAACGAUUGGAUAUCUUUCUCAACAUCUUAUUCAACCAAGUGUUUGCAUUCUAUCUGUGGUCUUGGCAUUUUCGCUGUUAAAGUCUGAGUUCAGGAAAACUCAACAAAUUAUUAACAAAAUCAUCAUCCACUCUGAAAACAAGGAAGUCAGAACAAGGUUUUUAGCCUUUUCCCAGCAAGUUCAAUCAAAUAUUCCAAAUUUUACUGUUUUUGAAUUUUUUCAAUUAGAUGGAUCAGUUAUAUUUUCUAUGUUAUCAGCAACAACAACAUACUUAAUUAUUUUGAUUCAAGCUCUUGGAGGUACAAGUCAAGUGGAUCUAUUUGUUUCAGCAUUCGACAACCAGACUUCAAAUAUUUAAUUUCGAAUCAAAAACAAGAUGAUAACAAGUGUACCUAUCUUUUUUAACCCCAGUGUUAGAAAUAUGAUCUUUCAAUUAUUUUCUUAUCAAGUUUAACGGUUUAAAAACUAAACAAAAGCUUUU
Messenger RNA from Eupeodes corollae, 989 nucleotides. RefSeq lists its product as uncharacterized. The transcript is spliced from 6 exons. Lineage: Eukaryota; Metazoa; Arthropoda; Insecta; Diptera; Syrphidae. The record is from RefSeq and is a predicted model, not a curated record. Gene Ontology annotation, biological process: sensory perception of taste. The coding region runs from base 84 to 866 and encodes 260 amino acids. Gene Ontology annotation, cellular component: dendrite; axon; membrane.